CCAGCCCAGCCCAGCCCCGCCAGCCGGCGAUCAUGGAGAAGUAAGUUGGUGCCUUCGGAGCUCGCGGUCAGCCCCAGGCUCGAGAGAGAGGAGCACCCCCCAGAUCCCGCCGGGUCUGGCAGCCGGACCGAACCGCCCGGGAUCAUGGCGCCGGCAUGGCAGCCCCUGCCCCGAUUCCUCACCCAGGCUGUGCUGGCUUCCGUCCUCCUGGCUGAGAACUUCUCCCAGGCGGGAGCCUUGGAGACGGUGCCGGAAAGCAACGUGAGCUGCCAAGGGUCCAACACGUGCCAUCCGGGGGUGCUGCUGCCCGUCUGGCAGCCGGACAACCCCUCCUUCGGCGACAAAGCUGCUCGGGCCAUUGUCUACUUCGUGGCCAUGAUGUACAUGUUCCUGGGGGUCUCCAUCAUCGCCGACCGCUUCAUGGCCUCCAUCGAGGUCAUCACCUCCAAGGAGAAGGAAAUCACCGUCACGAAGGCCAACGGCGAGACCAGCAUCGGCACAGUGCGGAUCUGGAACGAGACGGUCUCCAACCUGACCCUGAUGGCGCUGGGCUCCUCCGCACCCGAGAUCCUGCUCUCUGUCAUCGAGGUGUGUGGGCACAACUUCCAAGCUGGGGAGCUGGGGCCCGGCACCAUUGUGGGCAGCGCCGCCUUCAACAUGUUCGUGGUGAUCGCCAUCUGCGUUUACGUCAUCCCCGCCGGGGAGAGCCGCAAGAUCAAACACCUGCGGGUCUUCUUCGUCACAGCCUCCUGGAGCAUCUUCGCCUACAUCUGGCUUUAUCUGAUCCUAGCGGUCAUCUCCCCUGGCGUGGUGCAGGUCUGGGAAGCUCUGCUGACGCUCGUCUUCUUCCCGGUCUGCGUGGUUUUCGCCUGGAUCGCCGACAAGCGGCUCUUCUUCUACAAGUACGUCUACAAGAGGUACCGCGCCGACCCGCGGAGCGGCAUCAUCAUCGGCACCGAAGGGGAGUUCCCCAAAGACAUCGAGAUGGAUGGCAGCUUCCUGGCCAAUGACCACCGGGAGAACAUCUUCAUGGACGGGGCGGCUUCCGCGUCCCCGGCCCUGGCCUCCUCCACCCAAGAGGAGAAGGAACUGGACGAGAGCCGCAAGGAGGUGAUCCAGAUUCUCAAGGACCUCAAGCAGAAGCACCCGGACAAAGAGCUGGAGCAGCUGGUGGAGAUGGCCAACUACUACGCCCUGCUGCACCAGCAGAAGAGCCGAGCUUUCUACCGCAUCCAAGCCACCCGCAUGAUGACCGGGGCUGGGAACAUCCUGAAGAAACACGUCUCGGAAUUCUCCAAGAAGUCGUCCAACCUUCUGGAGGCGCCGUCGGAGGCGGAGGAGGAGAACUACAGCAAGAUCUUCUUCGAGCCCUGCCUGUACCACUGCCUGGAGAACUGCGGCUCGGUCACGCUGACCGUGGCCUGCCAGCAGGGUGGGGAGGGCAACCACACCUUCUACGUGGACUACAAGACGGAGGACGGCUCGGCCAAGGCGGGCUCCGACUACGAAUAUAGCGAGGGGACGCUGAUCUUCAAGCCGGGCGAGACGCAGAAGGAGCUGAAGAUUGGCAUCAUCGACGACGAUAUCUUCGAGGAAGACGAGCACUUUUUUGUCCGACUGCUCAACCUGCGGGUGGGGGAUGCCGAGGGCAUGUUCGAGUCCGACUCGGCCGACCACCCCAAGGGGCGUCUGGUGGCCCCGCUGAUCGCUACCGUCACCAUCCUGGACGACGACCACGCCGGCAUCUUCACCUUCCAGGAUAAGCUGUUGCGUGUCAGCGAGUGCCAGGGCACCAUGGAAGUGAAGGUGGUGCGGAGCUCUGGGGCGCGGGGGACGGUGAUCGUCCCCUACCGGACAGUGGAGGGGACGGCUCGCGGAGCGGGCAUCGACUAUGAAGACGCCUGCGGGGAGCUGGAAUUCAAGGACGACGAGACAGUGAAAAGCCUGCAGGUGAAGAUUGUGGACGAUGAAGAGUAUGAGAAGAAGGACAACUUCUUCAUCGAGCUGGGGCAGCCGCGCUGGCUGAAACGGGGCAUCUCGGCUCUCUUGCUAACUCAAGCCGACGGGGACAAGAAGCUCUCGGCAGAGGAGGAGGAAGCCUGGAGGAUCGCCGAGAUGGGCAAGCCGAUCCUGGGGGAGAACUGCCGGCUGGAAGUCAUCAUCGAGGAGUCGUACGACUUUAAGAACACCGUGGACAAGCUGAUCAAGAAAACCAACCUGGCCCUGGUCAUCGGCACCCACUCCUGGAGGGAGCAGUUCCUGGACGCCAUCACCGUGAGCGCAGGUGAUGAGGAAGAGGAGGAGGACGGGCGGGAGGAGAAGCUCCCGUCCUGCUUUGACUACGUCAUGCACUUCCUGACGGUGUUCUGGAAGGUGUUGUUCGCCUGCGUGCCGCCCACCGAGUACUGGAACGGCUGGGCCUGCUUCAGCGUCUCCAUCCUGGUGAUCGGGCUCCUCACCGCCCUCAUCGGGGACCUGGCCUCCCACUUUGGCUGCACCGUGGGCCUCAAGGACUCCGUCAAUGCCGUGGUCUUCGUGGCCUUGGGCACCUCCAUCCCGGACACCUUUGCCAGCAAGGUGGCCGCCCUGCAGGACCAAUGCGCCGACGCCUCCAUCGGCAACGUGACGGGGAGCAACGCGGUGAACGUGUUCCUGGGCCUGGGCGUGGCCUGGUCGGUGGCCGCCAUCUACUGGGCCGCGCAGGGCCAGGACUUCAAGGUGCAGACGGGCACCCUGGCCUUCUCCGUCACCCUCUUCACCAUCUUCGCCUUCGUGUGCAUCAGCGUGCUCAUGUACCGCCGCCGGCCGAGCAUCGGGGGCGAGCUGGGGGGCCCCCGGCCGGCCAAGCUCCUCACCGCCGGCCUCUUCCUCGGCCUCUGGUUCCUCUACAUCCUCUUCUCCAGCCUCGAGGCCUAUUGCCACAUCCGGGGCUUCUGAGCUAGUGUCGGGGGUGGGGACGCUGCCCCCCCUCCACCGUCCCCUUUGCCCAGAGACACCGCCUGGGGGGGAGGGAAGGGGGGGGUCCUGCUCCAUCCCAGCACCCAGAUCUUUGAGUGUCCUCGUUUGUUUUUGUAGGGUCUGCGUGGAACCAGGAGCUGCCCCCCCAAUCUGUCAUGGGUGCAGCCAUUAUAUGGGGGGACGAGGCCCCCCUAAUUUUUAGCACCUCAUUGAUGUCACCUCCCCCCUAUGAACAAUACCCAUGAACAUCGGAUCUGGCACAGCCCCUACCUCCCCCCAGCUUAUAGGGGGUGCUUGGAAGUGAGCGUGACCCCUAGGGGCUGGUGAGGUUUGGGGGGAUUGGUGCGGAGUGAGGUUUGGGG
Molecule: messenger RNA, 3320 nt
Organism: Trachemys scripta elegans
Lineage: Eukaryota; Metazoa; Chordata; Testudines; Emydidae
Gene: SLC8A2
Product: solute carrier family 8 member A2
Exons: 8
Coding region: 145-2937 (930 amino acids)
Biological process (GO): sodium ion transmembrane transport; cell communication; calcium ion import across plasma membrane
Cellular component (GO): axon; postsynapse; sarcolemma
Molecular function (GO): calcium:sodium antiporter activity
Source: RefSeq, a predicted model, not a curated record